AUGGAGAAGCCAAUGGGAAACCAUUGGGGAACCACUGAUUUUGGCAUCUUGGUGCAGGCCAAAGCAGUCGCUCAAUGGGUGAGACGCGUGGUGGUGCGCCAUGGGCUUUGCCCAUGGGCAGAGGAGGCGUUGAGGCGUGGCAGCCUGGCCGUGGUCACGUUGGAUGAGGAGAGCGAGGAGGAGGUGGCAGCAGCUGUGCUGGCGCAUGCCCAGCUGUUGGCUGGCCUUGGGACAUCGCCCACGGCGGCCACUACUUUAUUGGUGGCACCAAAAUGUGGGUCUUUGCAAGACUUUGAGGUCUACCUGCACUUGUGUGCAUGGCUGGAGGAGGCAUUUGAAGAACUGGAGCUGAAUGGCAAGGUGCAACUUGCCACUUUUCAUCCCGACUUUCGGUUCGCAGAUUCUGCGGGCCCCAAUGAUGCAGCGGAUUUCGUUGGCCGGGCACCAGCACCCGCGUUUCAUCUCCUGCGGGAGAAGGAGCGCAGGUUGAACUCGCUGCUUCGGGUUUUGAACUUUCGCCAUUUGGCCGUUCUGGAAAGCUUUAACCAAGCCUGGGUUGAGCCAUUCUGA
This is a messenger RNA of Cladocopium goreaui, 570 nucleotides long. The record is from the annotation of a GenBank genome assembly. NCBI's taxonomy places the organism in Eukaryota, Dinophyceae, Suessiales, Symbiodiniaceae.